GAGCUCCGGCUUUAUCCUUCAGUUUUGAAUAUUUGGAACCAGCAUGCGUUUGCAAAAAUUCCUGUGUUGCAUGCCCUUGAAAUAUGGCGUGAUUUCGGCUGGCGUUACAUUCGGCUUUGUGGACUUUAUCAUAGGCUGCGUUGGGUGGCAUAUGAUUGUCACAAAUGAAUAUCCGAACUAUGCCGUCGAGUUUUUUAGGACCAUGGACACCCAAAUCUGUGUGGCUGGAUUUUCGACAGUUGCAUGGUUGUUGAUGACCAAUAAUAUCCUUCUGAUCUAUGCUACGAUUUACAAUAAGCUUCUGUUUGUUGGAACCUGGCUGUUGAUAAACUAUUUGGUGUUUUUGUGCACUCUCGUCACCGUGUUGUUGGAUCCCUUUGCAUCCCUCAGAAUUGCUUAUCUCGGAUACUGUUUGAUCGUGGUGAAGUCCUACUAUUCUGAACUUACCGUUGUUGAGGAUUCAGAAUCUGUGUCCAGCAGAGGUGCAUCCGAAAGUGAAGAUGAAUCCAACGCAUAGCACUUUAAA
Messenger RNA from Drosophila suzukii, 526 nucleotides. RefSeq lists its product as uncharacterized. The record is from RefSeq and is a predicted model, not a curated record. Lineage: Eukaryota; Metazoa; Arthropoda; Insecta; Diptera; Drosophilidae.